CAGAUUUAAUUUCGGAACGCAGAAAGGAAUCUAAAAUAUUUCCACACUUUCAACCGAUGAGAGUUACAUAUUGUACGUGACAAAGUUGAACGAUUCACAAUUCUGGAGCAGUCUGCCACCAGAAUUACAACAAAUGAAGACAAAUCGUGUUGCAUCCGACGCAAUUAAAAAGUUUGUCAGGACAUACUUCCGGUGUAGUAAUGGAAAACGGUAGAAAAUGGAAAAUCCCGCAUCUAUACGCCAGAGCUUGGAGAAUGACGCCAAAUAUGGAACAAUUUAACUGAGUAAUUUGAUGCCCAAAAUCAAUCUCCAUGUUUCAUAAGAUGCAACACAAAGUUACCAUUUUGGUAGCACCUGCUCUUGCCAAUAGCAGCUGCAACCAUCCUCGGUAUAUGCACAUUACGUUCUUCUCCGCUUUAACUUUUGGUGAUGUUGUCCAAGCAGUUCUUGUUCUCCUUGUCACCGUUGGUGUUUUAGGUGCAAACAUGUUGUUAAUACUGGUUAUCAAUAGUAGGAGGUACUCCAAGUAUAUUCAUUCACAGCCACGUUACCUACUCACGUCUUUAGCAAGUAAUGACUUCGCAAUGGGAUUAUUUGUCACGCCGUUCGCCAUUGUCCCAUCCCUAAGACACUGCUGGCCCUACGGCGAGCUGGUCUGUCAAAUCCAGGCACUACUAAGAGGUGCUAUCAGUCAACAAAGUGCUGUGAUACUAAUUUGUAUGGCUAUGGACAGAUACCUUUGUAUGCUGUACCCUGCAAGAUACCACAAACAUUCCAGUAAAAAGGGUUGCGUGGCGCUCAUCAGCAUGACAUGGAUCAUGUCUGUAACGUUGUUCUCAAUCUUGGUAUUACCCCAUGGCGGUUUCUAUUUCAAUCCUACCGGGAUGGUGGCUUGUGAACCAUUUUACAGUCGCGCCUCCACACGAAUAUUAGUCGCAUGCGGCUUUUAUUUCCCCACAACGAUGAUCCUAAUGUACUGUUACGGCUCCGCGUUUCACGUCAACAAGUUGAGGCUAAGGAAAUCCAUGACGACGGGGAGAGGUAAUUCAGUGCAGAGUCCGGAGGAGUAUGCACAAGCGACCAGUAUGGAGAAACUCUUAACCCAAGAACGAAGGCUGAGCACCACAGCAUCAAGGACAAUGGCUGCCAUGUCGUUAGGCUUCAUUGUUCUUGUAACACCUUGGACUAUUCAAGAAGUGGUUGCAGCUUGUACGGGAACACGAGCUCCUCCUCCUCUCGAUUUCCUUGCCACGUGGUUAGCAUUAAGCAAUAGUUUUUGGAACCCGUUCCUGUACUGGCUCUUAAACAAUCACUUUAGGAGAAUAAGCCGAGAAAUUUUAUUUAAUAGGUUUAUUUGCAAGAAACCGAAUAAUCAAAAACAAGAUUCGUUCCAAAACUUCCAACAUCAACCCCAUUGCUGCAGCAAUAUCGACGGCAUCAUGGGGCACACACAGGGCUGUGAUUUCGAUGGUCUCUCCGAGAAAUACUGGGGUGAAAUCCUCGAGCGAACCCUCUCAUCGACCUCUCUGCACGCUCUCCAGAGAUCGUACUCGCAUCCGCAUAUGGAAACUUGCAACGGCUUGCAAGAAAUGAGGAUGUUUAAUGCUCCGGAUUUAUGAAAAUCGGAUAAGACCACACAGACUUUUAACCUGAUGGCUCAUGAGAGUAUGGGAAGUUCGUGCGAGACUGCCAUCGUAUCGAAAUAAAUUAUCGUGUGUGGUCACCUUUUUGUAUAAAUUUAUAGACCGAUUUAUCAUUAAGUAAACGUUUAAUACAAUAGUGUAGACAAUGGAUGGUAGCUUCCUUUCGAUAAAGAAAUAAAUUUAUGAUUCGUUUA
Messenger RNA from Diabrotica virgifera virgifera (western corn rootworm), 1837 nucleotides. RefSeq names its product trace amine-associated receptor 1. NCBI's taxonomy places the organism in Eukaryota, Metazoa, Arthropoda, Insecta, Coleoptera, Chrysomelidae. Gene Ontology annotation, cellular component: membrane. Gene Ontology annotation, molecular function: corazonin receptor activity. Gene Ontology annotation, biological process: neuropeptide signaling pathway. The record is from RefSeq and is a predicted model, not a curated record. The coding region runs from base 312 to 1619 and encodes 435 amino acids. The transcript is spliced from 7 exons.